This is a messenger RNA of Lodderomyces margitis, 5271 nucleotides long. RefSeq names its product NEW1. The transcript is spliced from 3 exons. NCBI's taxonomy places the organism in Eukaryota, Fungi, Ascomycota, Pichiomycetes, Serinales, Debaryomycetaceae. The record is from RefSeq and is a predicted model, not a curated record. The coding region runs from base 1 to 5271 and encodes 1756 amino acids. Gene Ontology annotation, molecular function: ATP hydrolysis activity; ATP binding.
AUGUCAGGACUACACGCAGAAGGACAGCCAUUCGACCCUGAAAAGGCGGAGAAUAUGGAGGAGAUUGAAAUGCAAUUUGCUGUGAAGGCAGUGCAUCAAGCAGAAACAUAUUGGUCAUUAUUGGAGAAGGUCCCAGGUUCCCAGUUGAGACUUACCAAGUUUGACGAUGAUAUUUUCAACAGGUUAUUGGAGGAUUUUCCAGAGUUUAAGGAAAAGUCUGCUGCUGCUUCAUUGAAUGAAGAUGAAAUGAAAUCAGCUCAGGGUAAGACAAAGUGGAGAAAGUUCUGCGACAGCUUUAAAGAUAUCGAAGAUUUCAACUUUGGUACACUUUUAAGAUUAAGAGCGGACCAGGAGCCAAUGAACCCUCAAACACAAUGGAAAGACCAAGCAAGUAGCCUGUUGCCACAGAAUCUGAAUGAACCAACCUACACAUUGCCAGGGGUGAUCAAUUACCUCACAUCUGAAUUUACAAACUUGGAAAGGUUCAAGAUCAUGACCAAUUUGGAGAAGUCAGAGAUGAAGUACAGGAUAUUACACCUAGAAGGAGAGAUCAAGACUUUAAAAUAUGCCAAUCAGAAGCAACAGGCGAAGUUAGAUAGCUUGGAAAAGGAAAAUAUGCUUUUGAAGAGCAAAAGCAAGGGGGAAACCACCAGGGAAGAUGUCAAGGAGGAAUCUGACUACCCUGUCACACCUUCAGAACCAGACUUGGAAGCAAUCAAGAAAUCAAGACAGCAAUUAAAAGACUCGAUGAAGGAGAUUAUAUCGUUAUUAAGGUCCCCGUCGUCACGGUUGGGAGAGCUCAAUAUUUCAGAGGAGAAUCACCACGAAAUCGAAGAGAUGAUUGAGAAUAGCGAAGAUGAUUUCGUAUUCGCACAGGGGUCCAAUUCACCAAAGUCUAACAUAAUAUCUCGUUUCUUUGAUGAUGAUAUUCCAGAACAGAAGGAGGCAGAACAGAGGGAAGUUGAGCAGAAGGAGCUUGAUAAAAGUGGGGCUGACCAUAUGGAGCUAGACAGGAAGGAGGAAACGUUGGAACGUUCUCUAACCAACGAGAGUGAGAUGACAGUAAUUGAUACCAAUGAAGAGGAAGAAUCAAUUCAGCCUGAAACGGAAGCCCAGAAUGAGGAUAUUUCAAAAACGAGAACAUUUGACCACGAUGGGGUUAUUGUCAGGCUAAGCUCUGUCCAAGAUAGGGUGGCACUUACUCAAGAAGGCAAUUCAACAACUGGGGAGCUAACCUUGAGUCGAUUUGACGAAAUUCAAAAUAUAUUUGUACUACCCAACGGAGCUUAUCUCAUCAUUGGAAAAGAUAUCAAUUUGUUCAGCAAGGGAGGUGACGAAAAAAUGUUGAUUCCGACAAAGAGCAGUUUUUCACAGGUGAACACUAGCUCUCUUAUAGAUAUGACCACACCCGAUGAUAAAGGCAAGACGUUUGGUCUUGUUAUUGCUGGGUUCUCAAAUGGGACGAAAUCUUUUUUAUCAAAGGUGUACCAGAUAUCUAUCGAUGAACAAGUCAAACAUAAAGAAGUUGGCAGUUUUAAUAGAAAAUUCUUUAGUAAGAUCAAAGGUGGGUCUGAUAUCACAUUCAUGGCUUGGAAUCGCGAGACUAUAAAGUCUCUGCCAUCCUCUCCUAACAAAAAUGGAAGCAAGAAUAGUGCUGAUUCACGGUUGAAAUACUAUGAUCUCACAUAUAAAGUUGGAGAUCAAUAUUGCAGGAGUCCUUUAUCUCUUCUCAAACAAGCUGCCAUGUCCAAGUCGUUUGAUGAUUUCGUGAAGCAGCAACAGGCUCAGCAAAAGCCGAAAACGUAUGGAUACAGAAAUGCCAAUGCUGGUGGGCAACAAUAUAAUUUUAACAACACAUUUGUUCCAGGACAAUACCAGCAACAACAGUAUCAGGGUUACCAACCGUCCCAAGGGCAGCAGUUCCAAGGGCAACAGUUCCAAGGGCAGCAAUAUCAGGGAUAUAACCAAGGCAGAUACUACAACAAGCCUUCGCAAAGCAACCAAGGCUCAUCUGUCGCAUCACCAAUUGAUUCUCUUCCUACAAGUGGAAGAAGCACACCAAAUCCAAAUGCAUCAACAACGUCCUUGACUUCGUUAAACACAGCACUUUCGAAAUUGAAUGUUGACGUACCUUUCCAUGAAAACUUGUCCAAUAUUGAAAAGGCAAGUAAGAUCGGCGAGGUCAAGACGGAAGUGACUGCUAUUGUAACUCAGAUUGCAGAACAAGACAGCUUGGCAGUUAUAAAUGAAUGGAAGUUGAAUGACAUCCUAAAGUCAUUAUUGAAACCAAAGAACUCGCCAUUGGUCAAAGAAGGGGCUUUGCUUAUCAUUCAACAAUUGGCAGUUCAAUUUGGAGGACAGACACCAAAGGAGUGGUUUCUUUUACAGUUUUUUGCCACGGCGUACGACAUGUUUACUGAUAAGGACAAAAAUGUUGUCAAAGCAGCCAAAUCAGCUACUGAUUCCUUAUUUGGUAUCUACCCAGUUGAAGCUUUGGGCUCAGUAGUGUUGGAUGAAUACUUGUCAAUUUUUAAAUCAGGCGCCAAAUGGAACAGCAAAGUUGCAGCUUUGGAAAACUUCAAUAAAAUAAUUGAUACAGUACCUGCUGAUAUUUUGGAAUUGAAAUUCGUCGAUGUGGUGCCAGUAUUGACUGACUUGUCAACAGAUUUCAAACCGGAAUUGGCAAAAUCAGGGUUAAGCACAUUGAAAAGGUUUGUUAAAGUUUUGGAUAACUUGGACUUGCAAAACAAGUAUGAUUUAAUUGUUGAUACCUUGGCCGAUCCAAAACAGGUCCCUGAAUGUAUCAAGAAUCUUUCUUCCGUCACAUUUGUCGCAGAAGUUACCGAGCCAGCAUUGUCUUUGUUGGUUCCUAUUUUGGACAAGUCGUUGAAAAUGUCGUCAUCUUCAAACGAACAAUUGAGACAGACGGUUAUGGUAACUGAAAAUUUAACAAGAUUGGUGAACAACAAGAGAGAAAUCGAGACAUUUAUUCCAAUUCUUUUACCUGGUGUCGAAAAAGUUGUCAAUAAUGCUUCCUUGCCCGAGGUUAGAGAGAUUGCUGAUAAAGCAUUCAGAGUAUUGAAGGAUGCCGAGGCCGAACAGACUGAUGGAAAAUUCCACGGCAGAAUAAGUUUGAAAGAAGCGGAGAACUUCUAUACUGAGAAUUUACCAGAAGAGGUGGAGAAACCAUCGAGUGUCAAUAGCGAUUAUUUGGAAUACCUCGGUAAAGUCCUUCAAGUAGAUGCUCACGUCAACGACUGGAAGAGAUUGGCUGAAUACUUGACAAUGAUUUCAAAGGAUGAUGAAAAAUACGCACAAGCAGUCACUGCCAAUGUCAAACACUUGUUCAACCCAGAAGCAACUCUGGAUGGUGCAAAUGAUGAUGGUUCCAUUGAGAUUGUCAAUGCUGAUUUUUCUUUAGCAUAUGGUUCUCGUAUGUUGUUGAACAAGACAAACUUGAGACUCUUGAAGGGUCACAGAUAUGGAUUAUGUGGUAGAAACGGUGCUGGUAAAUCCACCUUGAUGAGAGCUAUUUCCAAAGGUCAAUUAGAAGGAUUUCCCUCUGCCGAUGAGUUAAAAACCUGUUUUGUUGAACAUAGAUUACAAGGAUCCGAAGCAGAUAUGGAUUUGGUCAGUUUCAUUGCUUCUGACCCAGAGUUGGCCAAUGUUGAAAAGAAUGAGAUCAAGUCGGCAUUAUUUGAUGUUGGCUUUUCUGAGGAGACAUUGGUAAAGAAUGUGGGUUCUUUGUCUGGGGGUUGGAAGAUGAAGUUGGAAUUGGCCAGAGCAAUGUUGAUGCAUGCAGAUGUUUUGUUGUUGGAUGAACCUACAAAUCAUUUGGAUGUUGGAAACGUCAAAUGGUUGGAGCAAUACCUUGUUGAUCACACUGAAAUUACCUCAUUGAUUGUUUCCCACGAUUCCGGAUUCCUUGAUGCCGUAUGUACCGAUAUUAUCCACUAUGAAAAUAAGAAACUAGCAUACUACAAGGGUAACUUGUCUGAGUUUGUCAAGGUUAAGCCAGAAGGAAAAUCAUACUACACUUUAACGGAUUCCAAUGUCAAGAUGGCAUUCCCACCUCCUGGUAUUCUCACAGGUGUCAAGUCAAACACUAGGUCAGUUGCACGUAUGUCCAAUGUGACAUUCACCUACCCAGGUGCCGCAAAGCCAUCUUUAAAUAAUGUCUCAUGUUCAUUGUCGUUGUCGUCAAGAGUAGCUAUUGUUGGUCCUAAUGGUGCUGGUAAAUCUACGUUGAUUAAGCUACUCACUGGUGAAUUGAUUCCAGCUGAGGGGAAAGUUGAAAAACAUCCGAACUUGAGAAUUGGGUACAUUGCGCAACAUGCGUUGCAACACGUUGAACAGCAUAAGGAGAAAACUGCCAAUCAAUAUUUACAAUGGCGUUAUAGAUUUGGUGAUGAUCGUGAGGUUCUAUUAAAAGAAUCGAGAAAGAUUUCUGAUGAAGAAAAAGCAAUGAUGGACAAGGAGAUUGAUAUUGGGGAUGGUAGAGGUAAAAGACAAGUUGAGGCCAUUGUUGGUAGACAAAAGUUGAAAAAAUCUUUCCAAUAUGAAGUCAAAUGGAAGUACUGGUUACCAAAGUACAACUCUUGGGUCCCUAGAGAAACUUUGUUGGAAGAAGGAUUUGAUAAGCUUAUACAAAAGUUUGAUGAUCAUGAAGCUUCAAGAGAAGGUUUGGGUUACAGAGAAUUGAGUCCAAAAGUUAUUCGUAAACAUUUCGAAGAUGUUGGUUUGGAUGGAGAAAUUGCUGAUCACACGCCUAUGGGAUCUUUAUCAGGUGGUCAAUUAGUCAAAGUGGUUAUUGCUGGAGCUAUGUGGAACAACCCACACUUGUUGGUUUUGGAUGAACCUACAAAUUAUUUAGACCGUGACUCAUUGGGAGGUUUAGCCAUUGCAAUUAGAGAAUGGUCGGGAGGUGUGGUUAUGAUUUCGCACAACAACGAAUUCGUGGGAGCUUUAUGUCCUGAGCAAUGGCAUGUUGAAAAUGGACAAGUUGUUCAAAAGGGAAGUAUUGCUGUCGAUGCAAACAGAUUUGAAGAUGGAGGAAGUGAGUCUGCUGAGGGAUCACCAGCACCAGAAGUCAAGAAACGUGCUGACGAUGAUGAUUCGCCUGCUAAUAUUAAAGUUAGAACCAGAAAGAAGAAGAUGACUAGAAAUGAAAAGAAAGCUCAAGCUGAAAGAAGAAGAUUGAGGUAUAUUGAAUGGUUGAGCUCUCCUAAAGGAACACCAAAGCCAGUUGACACUGAUGAUGAAGAGGAAUAG